Messenger RNA from Stylophora pistillata, 1358 nucleotides. RefSeq names its product steroid 17-alpha-hydroxylase/17,20 lyase. The record is from RefSeq and is a predicted model, not a curated record. Gene Ontology annotation, molecular function: steroid 17-alpha-monooxygenase activity; heme binding; iron ion binding. Lineage: Eukaryota; Metazoa; Cnidaria; Anthozoa; Scleractinia; Pocilloporidae. Gene Ontology annotation, cellular component: intracellular membrane-bounded organelle; cytoplasm. Gene Ontology annotation, biological process: progesterone metabolic process; xenobiotic metabolic process; hormone biosynthetic process.
CUUGAGGAAGAAGUACGGGAAAGUGUUCUCCGUGAAAAUUGGAAGCUUCAAAGUAGUAAUUGCCGGGGAUACAGCAUCAGUCAAAGAAUUGCUGGUACGAAAGUCUGCUGAUUACGCCGGGAGACCUCCUUUAUAUAGCUUCCUGCGUUCUACUUUCGACGGGAAAGACAUUGCCGUAGGAAAUUACAGCCCUGCCUGGAAAUUUCAUAGAAAAAUCUUCGUGGCAGCCAUUAGACGGUAUCUGUCUGACAAGCAAGUGGUAGAAAAAACAAUCGCCGAGCAGGCAACGAAACUAACGCAGUACUUCGAAGACCAAAAUUUGAAGGACUUUGACCCUGCAAACAUGCUGAUGGAAAGUAUUGCCAACGUCAGCUGUCGAAUCUUAUUUGGAAAACGUUUUGACUCAUCGCAUUCCGAUUUCAAGGAACUUCUCAAACUAAACGACGAUUUCUUUUCUGAUUAUGAAAUUAAUACACAAAGAUUUAUUUUGGAUUUCUUUCCCGUAGCAAAAUACUUCCCAUUCCGUGCCUACCAACUCAUGAACAACAUGCUUGAUCAGGUUUACGAAAUUCUUCGUCGCCAGUUAAAGAUACAGGAGAGAGAGUCUUCCAACUCGACAGAGAUUGACAGCCUCACUGGCAGUUUUCUCCAAGAAAGGGCUGUAGCUGAAAAUGAGGUUGGUGCAGAAGAGAGAGUUGCUUUCUUAUCAGACGAAUACAUGCUGAGUAAUAUGAGAGACAUGUUUGUCGCUGGUUAUGACACCACUAGUUCUACCUUACGCUGGGCCAUUGCAUUCCUGGUUCACCACCCUAAAAUUCAAAAAGAGGUUCAAAACCAGCUAGAUGAAGUGGUUGGAAAGGAUCGGGUGCCGAACUUAGAUGAUCUACCAAAUCUUCCACUUGUUCAGGCCAUGAUCAUGGAAACACAACGUCUUGGUAAUGUUGCAGAAAAUACCAUUCCUCACUACACGCUUAAGGACACCACGCUAGCUGGCUUCAGGAUUCCAAAAGAUACCAUCGUAUUUGCUACUUUAGCACAAGUUCAUCUGGAUCCAGGCUGCUGGGAGAAUCCGUACUCUUUCAACCCUCACCGCCAUAUUGACGCUGAUGGUCAGCUCAUUACCAACACUGGUAACUUUCUUCCCUUCUCAGCUGGUCGCCGGGUCUGUGCUGGUGAAGCACUGGCAAAGGUAGAGCUGUUUCUGUUCCUAACGUGGAUGCUGCACAAGUUCACAUUUCUACCAUCGGAGGAGGGCACUGUUCCUGACCUCAAGGGCCACACUGGUCUCACUCAUUUUCCAGCACUCUACAAAAUUAGGGCCAAAAAACGACUACGGUAAUAGAUCCAGGGUGCUAAGA